CUUGCUACUGCCAGGGGAGCCGAGCAUUUCCCCCUUCCCCCAGCCUUGGAGGUAGUUGCACUAGGCAGGGCGCAGAGGGAGCCCAGCAGGAUACUGGACCAGGAUGAGCCGCGCCCAAACGCCCAGGAAGGAGCUGCUCAGCCCGCCUAGGGGAUCAAACUCCAGUCCUUGGGUUUGCAAGGCAGGCGGCGGAACCACUGAGGUAUCUACCGUUGUAGAGCUGAAUGUGGGAGGCCAGGUCUUCACCACCACCGCAGACACCCUGAGGAAAGUCCCGGGCUCCAGACUGGCGGAGAUGCUCUCCAGCCCAGCGUCUGCCUGCAAGGAUGCCGAAGGCCGCUUCUUCAUCGACCGCCCCGGCACCUUUUUCCACCCCAUCCUGGACUACCUGCGCAGCGGGCAGGUGCCCCAGCAGCAUGUCCCCGAGGUGUACCGUGAGGCCCAGUUCUACGCCAUCCAGCCUCUGGUCAAGCUCUUGGAGGACAUGCCUCAGAUCUUUGGCGAGCAGGUGUCCCGGAAGCAGUUUUUACUGCAAGUGCCAAGCUACAGCGAGAACCUGGAGCUGCUGCUGCGGCUGGCCCGGGCCGAGGCUGUGGGGAGGCGUGCAUCGCAGGUGGUGGUGUGUGUGGUGUCCAGCGAGGAGCAGUCUGCACGGUGUGCAGAUCCUAUAUAUUACCUGGCAUCCAAAAAGAUACCGGUUGUCAAGUUUGGGCCCUGUAAAUUAGGUUGUGACAGGAAGGACCUUCUGCAGUGCCUGGAGAUAGACAUUAAGGCCUGGGGGUACCAGGUAUCCUAUGAUAACUACAAUGAUGUUUCCUUCAAGCAGCUGUACCCUCAUCUGUACCAACAAUAUUUUUGCUACCAGGUUGAGAACCCCUUCUGUUUGUUCACCUUCACGUGGUGGUGA
Molecule: messenger RNA, 907 nt
Organism: Fukomys damarensis (Damara mole-rat)
Lineage: Eukaryota; Metazoa; Chordata; Mammalia; Rodentia; Bathyergidae
Gene: Kctd14
Product: potassium channel tetramerization domain containing 14
Exons: 3
Coding region: 104-907 (267 amino acids)
Biological process (GO): protein homooligomerization
Molecular function (GO): protein binding
Source: RefSeq, a predicted model, not a curated record